GGUAAUGGAAAAAUACCAUUGACAGUUCAUAUCGCCUAGCGGGUGGUCGUGUUGCUAAGACAAGACAGGACCCGUGAAGAACGCUACAAGCUAACAAACGUAUUUUUUCACUAGUUAUAAUGUUAUGAAUUGAUACCUGCUUUGCAAUCAAUUUACCGGAGUAUAGACGCAUGAAACCGAGGUAGAGAUACCUGGCCAAGAAACAGCUGACCUCAAUAGAGGUGUCAUAAUACACAUAAAACCUAGCCAUCAAAAGUGACCUUGUCCUACAGAGAUUUACACAGUUAACAAAACGUCACGCCAGGGUAAGCCUACACAAAACACAGCCUUAUUAUAAAUGUUUCUAAAGUCCCCUAUGGGAAGCAUGAAUGCUGGAAAAAUGAUUGGAACCAUUUACUUGUUUGGCCACUAGGUUUUAUGACUCUCACUGUGGUUCUCUAUAUCCCCUCAUGGUACCUUCUCCGCUGUGCAAUCCGGUGUCCGAGCUGGUCACGGGUGCACCUCAGCCACGCUCAAGGUUAGGUGUAUGAAGGGAGGACGUGGAGAGUGGUCCUGAAGAUGAGGCGUCUGUACAGGAAGAAAGCCCUGAGUCUGGUUAAGGAGCUGGAUGCCUUCCCCAAGGUCCCAGAGAGCUAUGUCGAGACCACAGCCACAGGGGGGACAGUGUCCUUGAUAGCAUUCACUGCCAUGGCACUGCUGGCCUUCUUUGAGUUCUUUGUGUAUCGGGACACCUGGAUGAAGUAUGAAUACGAAGUGGAUAAAGAUUUUUCAAGUAAAUUGAGAAUAAACAUAGAUAUUACAGUUGCCAUGAAAUGCCAACAUGUGGGUGCAGACAUUCUGGACCUGGCAGAGACUAUGAUAACAUCAAAUGGCAUUCAGUAUGAGCCUGUGAUUUUUGAGCUGACCCCACAGCAAAAACUGUGGCACAGGACCCUGUUGCUGAUACAGAACAGGUUGAGGGAGGAGCAUUCUCUACAGGAGGUCUUGUACAAGAAUGUUCUAAAGGGAGCUCCUACGGCCUUGCCCCCUAGAGAGGUCACCGCCUCAGAGCCCUUAAGUGCCUGUAGGAUACAUGGGCACGUCUACGUCAACAAAGUGGCUGGGAACUUCCACGUCACAGUGGGAAAGCCUAUUCAUCAUCCUCGUGGCCAUGCUCAUAUAGCUGCUUUUGUAAGCCAUGACACGUACAACUUCUCCCAUCGGAUAGACCAUUUGUCUUUCGGAGAAGAGAUCCCCGGCAUCAUCAAUCCUCUGGACGGGACAGAGAAAAUCACCAGCAACCAUAAUGAGAUGUUCCAGUAUUUCAUUACGGUGGUACCUACCAAACUGCACACGUCCAAGGUGUCGGCAGACACACACCAGUUCUCUGUGACGGAGAGGGAGCGGGUGAUCAACCAUGCGGCGGGCAGCCACGGCGUGUCUGGGAUCUUUAUGAAGUACGACACCAGCUCUCUGAUGGUGACGGUCAGUGAGCAGCACAUGCCCCUCUGGCAGUUCCUGGUACGACUCUGUGGCAUCAUCGGGGGUAUCUUCUCAACCACAGGCAUGAUCCAUGGGUUUGUUGGCUUCUGUUUCGACAUAGUCUGCUGUCGCUUCAAACUAGGCCCAUAUAAACCUAGAGAGGUGGUUCUCCCAGAUCCCCAUGUGAACAACCGUGCUGCUCCGCUCCUGACGGACAACCACGUACAGGAGUAGCCCUGUAACCUGCGCCCAUAUCCACAAAGCUCUCUGAGUAGGAGUGCUGAGCUUGGAUCAGUUUUGCCCUUUUGGAUCAUAAGAUAAGAUUGUAUGGACAGAUCCUAGAUCAGCACUCCUACUGUGAGACGCUUUGUGGAUAUGGGACCUGGAGCCUGCUGCUGAUCGUGCACCUACUGUCCCUUCACCUGUGGGGGAAUCCAGGAAGAGAAGUCUCCAAUCACAAGUAUGUGGAUUGCUGGGAGUUUGUUUUGAACCAAAUAAGAGUAAACUGAUUAGGAACCCGACAAUCAUAAUUGUUCUAUUUAUUGUUAUGGACAGUAUCCUCAUAUGACUACCAUUAUAAUAUAUUUAUAUCCUGUAAGUAUGUAUUUUACACUGGAAAAUGGAAAGCGGCUCACUCCCCAGUUUUAUCAGGCUUUGUGUGUAAAGGUUAUUGGGAUGUUGUCAUCUGUAAGUUAGGCUGAAUGAAAUCUGAUCCUUCUAUGUUAUCAUUCAUACUAUUAACUUGCAUGUCAUGUUUGUUCUAUUUCUAUCUAUUUGCACUGUUGUUCAGUAUCUGUUUCACAUCUGUCAAUGGGAGAUGUUCUAUUAAACGUGUUUUAGUGCACUUCAUCACUU
This is a messenger RNA of Salmo salar (Atlantic salmon), 2316 nucleotides long. The record is from RefSeq and is a predicted model, not a curated record. Lineage: Eukaryota; Metazoa; Chordata; Actinopteri; Salmoniformes; Salmonidae.